This is a messenger RNA of Heterotrigona itama, 2776 nucleotides long. Lineage: Eukaryota; Metazoa; Arthropoda; Insecta; Hymenoptera; Apidae. The record is from the annotation of a GenBank genome assembly.
CUUCGAGUUAACGCGGGCAAGUACGCGUCGAAACAGAUAAAGAGAAAAAAAGAAAAGGGGACGAAAUCAUCAGUGAUACGAUCGUCGGAAGAAGAAUAAUUGAAAUGAAUUUCUUAUUUAUCGUGACUAUUGAUGGAGUGUCAUCGUGAGGGAUUGAUGUGACGAGUUGUCACCCGUUGUUCCGUACGCGUUAACGCAGAGAAAGAUUUAGCGAAUUAAAAUGGAAAGGAAAAACUUUGGUGUAUCGCGAAUUUUCGUGUGUUGCUCGAACGUCGUUUUCCUGAUAACAGGUUUCACGUUGAUGUCAUUAGGAGCGUUGUUAUUAGCCGAUGACGAGCGUAUCCUAUUGUCGCGUUUAUUGGGACCAGGAGACAUACACCCCGAUCAACCACUUUUUUAUUACAUGGCAUUUGCAGUCGUUGGACUCGGAUUUCUGAUCACGCUCACGGGUCUGCUAGGAUGCUGGGCAACUUGCCUCUAUAAUCGAUGCGUGACAGUUUCAUAUCUCAUCACGAUAAUUCUGCUGUUACUUGGCGAAUGCACUGUGUGCGUUCUGAUAGUGUUCUGGCCUCAUGUGCUCGGCAUCGAUGUCAGACCAGCACGAUUGAUACGAGCCUUGCAACGUAGCUAUGCCGUUCCUGGUCGAGAACAAUUCACAGCAGCCCUUGAUCUCGCACAAACAGCGUUUGCUUGCUGCGGCAUAAACGGAAGCAGCAAUUACGGAACCUCCUGGUGGCGACUGCAGGAAGUCGGCCGACGAGAAUUAGUGGUGCCUCUCAGCUGCUGCACCCUGAACAACGUAAACCAGACCGACUCUUUCCUCAACCCCGAGCCUGCCAAUCUUACUCUCUGCCAGGCUUUGAAUCCUGCCGAACAUCAAUACGCCCGCCAUACCACAGGAUGCUUAGAGAUGUUAGAGAAAUGGACCCAAGAGCAAGCACUGAUACUGCUCACGAUCGGCCUUGCGGUGAUUUUCGUGGAAAUCGGCGCACUUCUAAGCACAUUCUUCGUCUGUUCGAAAAGUAGUAAGAGAGCCAAGUCUCAAGCAUCGACGUUUACGUCUACUCAAACUCUCAGCCCGUUUAGCGAAAGCGAUCACGACUUUGCAAGAGCAUAAUCGAAGAAUGGAAGAACCCUUCGAAAUUCAACGAGAACGUGUUACGAAGCGAUCAACUGUACGAGGAACGCGCGAUAGACGUCGUGCCAGACUAUUUUCUCAAAAGUUGUCCCAAAGAAAAGAACGAUCUGGAAAAAGUUCACAACGAUAAAAAGAACGCGUCUAAGUCGAAAUCCCACCAGAGUAGCGGCACCGUUAGGAGUAUUCCGAUAAAAAAUUAUCAGGCUUCGAUAGCGCACAACAUUGGUACACUUAGACGAUCGGAGGCACCUCAGUUUCAAUUUGAAUCUUCGAUAUCCGAGCCUGACAAGAGUUUCUACGUAACGAAAUACAAGACCGUGUCUUCACCGCAAAACGAGUUCGAGCCUCAAAUUCGACGAUCAGUCGCGGCUUCGAAACGUUCGGAAACCUUGAAUCCAUCCAGGAGAUCCUGUCACUCCUGCGACUACCAGUGUGAAGUUCAAAGUGGACACCGGAAAGUCAAUUCGAAGUUAAAAACGUUAGACAGGAGGAUGGUCAGAAGCGAUCAUAAUGUUUCCAUGCGAAAGAACGAUCAGGAUUUCACCGAUUUCGGUGAUUAUUUUCGCAAAUCUUCCUUUCAAAAAUUGAAUGCUGCUCGUCGAAGAUCGAAAGGAGACCGUGCGAAAAUCGAGGAACAAUCUAAUAAAGAAACGAUAGAGAACGAAGGUUCAAAACGUUCGAAAAAUAAGGAGGCACGAGUGAGAAGUAAAUGGGGGACCAUUGAUCUGGAACGUGGACACGUUGGUCAAAAGAUAUCGGCAUACGAGGAAAAUGCCAAGCGUAGUAGUCAUAACUGGGAAACUUUCGACACGUAUCAAGUGUUUCCUGAAAUAAAAAAGCACCGAGCCAUUGGUGUACCAUUAGUAGGCAUGCAUAAUGCAUGUGGCUUGCCUGUAGUUGCUUCCUGGCACGAUCAUGAAUUAUUGGAACCUCUGAGAGUCAAAGGUAGAGUUUUAGGAACAUUGAGACCAAUUUUCAAAGGACAGCGCUCUUCCAUCAAUUUCCGUCAUCGAACUCAUCCGAAGAGAAAAAUCCCAACGAAUCAGAGCAUUUCUAAAAAGAAUCGACCACUAGAUUUGAAUGAGUCUGAUAAGAAAAUAGAUUAUCCAUCGAUAAAAUCAUUAGUUUCUUUGGAACCAGCAAUGGAUGAGAAAGUUCGAAAGAAGAGGAGACAUAGACCUUCGUUCAAAGCUAAGAGGAUUGGUACAUUUUCAUCGAAAAGUACUAUGAAACGAAAGGGAAGAUCGCAUGGAAGAACAGAUAAAGAAAAUACUCUGAUUGGUAGCUUUCGUAGAAAAUCGUUCGAGACUGGAAGCGCCAAACGACAAACUUUGUAUGCGAGAGAUGAUGGAGAGGAGGCUGUGCAAGUUCUUAAAAGUUUAUGUCUAAACCCUUUGGCUCGAACGAAAUCCGAAACUGAUAUGAUAUGGUUAUUCCUUGGUUGCAAAGAAUGCAUAGUAAAGAAUGCAUAGACGUCAUGAUCAUUAAUGAACAAUCUGAUGAACUAUCACGGAAAGUUAAUAACAUUUUAUUCGUUCUAGGUAACAUUUGCUAUAUAAUUUAUAUAUUUGAAAUACAAUUCACAAUACAUAAUUUCGUAAUUAUAUAGGAUACAAAGAUGGAAAUGGAAAAGAUUAA